GACCCUCGUCGGCCGCCGUCGUAGGGCGGACCCGGAAGACACCUGGGCGUUGGAGGCAUUCAUUGAGGAGAAGGCAGUCUGCCUCGAGAUGGAGUUCGACAGCGAGAGUCUGCGGAGGCAGCUGAGCAAGUACAAAUUCAGGGAUCUAACAGUGGAAGAAUUAACGAAAGUAAAUAUGUCCUAUCCAAAUUUCAGAUUCUCCAUGGACACUUAUGUUUUCAAAGACAAUUCUCAGAAAGAUCUAUUGAAUUUUACUGGCACUAUUCCUGUGAACUGUCAAGGUAAUACAUAUAAUAUACCGAUUCGUUUGUGGAUUUUGGAUUCUCACCCUUUUGCGCCCCCCAUAUGCUUCUUGAAGCCAACUCCAAACAUGGGAAUCUCAGUGGGAAAACAUGUGGAUGCCCAGGGCAGAAUAUAUCUGCCCUAUCUACAAAACUGGAGUCAUCCUAAAUCAGUCAUCACUGGGUUAAUCAGAGAAAUGAUUAUCAAGUUUCAGGAGGAGCUUCCUCUGUACUCCUUAUCUUCUGCCGAUGAGGCUCAGCAGGCAGAAUUGCUAGCCUAUAUUUCAAAGAUCACUCAAGGUAUCUCGGAUGUAAAUUCCAAAAAUCAAGAAAACAAAAGUGUCAGCAAAGUUACUGUGGUUGGAGGUGGAGAGUUGGGAAUUGCAUGUGUAUUAGCAAUUUUAGCAAAGGGUAUUACAGAUAAGGUGGUCCUUAUAGACUUCUCAGAAGGAACAAAAGGAGGAACAAUGGACAUGGAUAUUUUUGAGCUGCAAAAUGUGGAAAUCAGCAAAGACUUGUCUGCCUCUUGGAAUUCCAGAGUGGUGAUCAUCACAGUUAACUCCUUAGGUAAUUCUCAGACCUACCUCGAUGUGGUACAAAGCAAUGUGGACAUGUUCAGGGAGCUCAUCCCAGUGCUGGGACAUUACAGCCCACAGAGUGUCAUACUUGUUGCCUCUCAACCAGUUGAAAUCAUGACAUAUGCAGCAUGGAAACUGAGUGCCUUUCCUGAAAAUAGAGUGAUAGGAAUUGGAUGCAAUCUGGAUUCAAAGAGAUUCCAGUAUAUUCUUACAAAUAUUUUGAAAGCACAGAACUCAGGAAAGGAAGUGUGGAUUAUUGGUGAACAAGGUGAAGACAAAGUACCUAUGUGGGGUAGUCAGGAAGAAGCAGUGGCUCCCAGCUUCCAGGUGCAGCUGUCCAACAGAGCCAUGGAAAUAUUAAAAGUAAAAGGUCAAAGAUCCUGGUCUGUUGGUCUGUCUGUAUCCGACCUACUUGACAGUAUCAUAAACAAUAAGAGGAAAGUUCAUUCUGUAUCAGUUUUAGCAAAGGGGUAUUAUAACAUAAAUAAUGAAGUAUUUUUAAGCUUGCCUUGCAUCCUGGGAGACAAAGGUGUGUCUGAAGUCAUCAAAGCCUCAUCAAAGGAAGAUCUGGUGGCUGAGAAACUCCAGAGCAGUGCAUCAUCAAUUCAUAGUCUCCAAAACCAACUGAAACUGUAAAAAGAAUUUUCAUUUUUGUAGUUUUUGGCACUAAAGUAUAUUCCUUUUAUUCCUACGAUUUCCCAAUCCUUACACUGCUUUACUCAGUUUUUAUAAAGAAAGUACAUGCCAUUGUAGCAGCUUUUUUGAUUAUUUGAAUACAAAUUAAAAAGAAAAAUUAUAUCCUGGUACCCAUUGUUUCUCCUGUGAAAUCUAUGCUGUACUUUAAUCUUGGGGGCAGUGCAAACUAUUUGGACACUUUACUUUCAAAAUAUUUCAUUUUUAAAUAUGUAUCGUAACACACACAAAAUUAAUACUUGGGAAAUAUUUUGAAAAUGAUGUCAUUUUUUAGUUUAAAAGUAAAGUUUAACAAUCUAAGUGUGUCAUUUAAAAAAUCUUGUAUAACUUUACAGUUAUUAGAAUUGUACUAAGUUUCUACAGUUGAUUCAAGGAUUAUGCAACUUAUAAUAAUGAUCUGUUUUGCUAAUUAUUGAACAUGGUAUUAGUAAAACACUUCAUUCAAGUCAAACAUUUUGUAAGCAGUGACUGCUAUGUGCAUAGUCAUAUUCUUCCUUUAAUUGAAUUAACUACCAAAAAAGGAAAAAUAUUUGACAUACACUUUAGAAUAAUGAAAUUAAUUUUGCUGGUAUAUCUCAAGGAAAAGAAAUAACUGUUUUAGUUUUGUUGGCCAGAAGCAAUUUUAUUUAUUUUAACUUCAAUUUAAUAUCGAAGUGUUUCUAGCUUGAAGAGAAAAAUGUCCAAAAUGCCACAAUCUUCCCUGGUCCCUCCCCCUAUGCCCUUGGACAUGUCUCUACCUCAAAGCAAUUUGAUGUAAUAUUUAUGGGAAUGAAUAAGCAAAAUGUCAUUAAGUGUUAGAACUUUAUCAUUGCAGGUUAACUCUUGAAAAAAUAUUAAUAUUAUACUCUGUUUUAGGUCUGCCAGAAACAAUUUUAUUUUAUAUUAAUUUAAUAUAUCUAAGCAUUUUUACCUUAGAAAAUACAAUUUUGGGUUAACACUGUACUUCAACAAAUAGAGUAAACAAUCAUAUAAUAACUACUCAAUUCUUUCCUUCACUAAACUACUCAAUUCUUUCCUUCACUAGGCUAAUGUAAGAUUGGGAUUAUUAAUAUUUUAAAUAAAAUUGUUUCUGGGACUUG
Molecule: messenger RNA, 2631 nt
Organism: Phascolarctos cinereus (koala)
Lineage: Eukaryota; Metazoa; Chordata; Mammalia; Diprotodontia; Phascolarctidae
Gene: UEVLD
Product: UEV and lactate/malate dehyrogenase domains
Biological process (GO): protein transport; pyruvate metabolic process; endosome to lysosome transport
Cellular component (GO): ESCRT I complex
Molecular function (GO): L-lactate dehydrogenase (NAD+) activity; ubiquitin binding
Source: RefSeq, a predicted model, not a curated record